Molecule: messenger RNA, 1820 nt
Organism: Aethina tumida (small hive beetle)
Lineage: Eukaryota; Metazoa; Arthropoda; Insecta; Coleoptera; Nitidulidae
Product: UDP-glucosyltransferase 2-like
Exons: 4
Coding region: 180-1739 (519 amino acids)
Molecular function (GO): UDP-glycosyltransferase activity
Source: RefSeq, a predicted model, not a curated record
AAUUACACACGUUACUAAGAUUGGUGUCCUUGAUCUGAACCACGUGAUGCGUACACGGAACGGUCGGUUGCCGGGUCUGAAAAUUUCUGAACGCAUCGCUCAGUAGUCGUUCCGUUGUUCUAUUAAUAAGUGCAAUGACAUCUCGUUUCCGCGUUUGAAUAUUUGAAAUAAUAGCAACUAUGUUGAAGUUUAUAGUUUUGUUAGCUGUGUGUUUAUCUUGUGUGCAAUGUGCGAAGAUCUUAGCCGUCUUCCAGAUGCCGUCGUACAGCCACCAGGUCGUGUUUCAACCGAUCUGGAAGGAGCUGUCGCUGCGCGGCCACCAGGUCACGGUGGUCACCCCUUUACCUCUGAAGGAUCCCACCCUUAAAAACCUGACUGAAAUAGACGUGAGCUACUUGAAAGUUCUGGGCCAAAAGUAUAACUUCUUAAGAACCGUGUCGAUCGACGCUUGGCCCCACGAAAAGACAAAAAUCAUGUACCAGGCCAAUUACGAGUUCGCCGAACAAGUAUUCGAAAACGAACAGUUCAAAAAAAUCUACCAGGAUCCAAACGCCAAAUUCGACUUGAUAAUAAUCCAAGCCUACAUCGGACCCAUCUUCCACGCGCUGGGCGAAAGAUUCAACGCCCCGGUCGUGGGGGUGAACUCGAUGAACGCGUACAUAGGCCAGCACUUCGCCAUCGGCAACCCCCAUCAUCCCGCCCUCUACACCGACAUGUACACGGAGUACCAAGGUGAACUCACGUUCCUCGAACGCUGGUACAACACCUUCUUCUAUAUCUGGGCCAGGUAUUUCAUUCAUUUCGAAGGGAUGCCGAAAAGUGACGCCAUCGCCAGAAAGUACCUGGGCAAUGAUAUCCCUUACUUGGGGGAGUCCGUGCAGAAAUUGAGCUUUUUAUUCACGACAACAAAUCCCAUUUUGUACGCGCCCAGGCCUCAGGUUCCCACGCACGUUGAAAUCGGACGGUUGCAUCUCAAACCCCCGCAACCUUUACCUAAGGAUGUGAAAGAAUAUUUGGAUGGCGCCAAAGAAGGAGUAGUUUACGUAAGUUUGGGAUCGAACGUGCUCAGUUCAAUCGUUCCAGACAAAUUCAGGAAUACUUUAAUAUCAGCACUGGGAAAAUUACCAUAUAAAGUCUUAUGGAAAUACGAAGAAGACAAUCUGAAAGACCUCCCUAAAAACGUCGUCACUAAAAAAUGGUUGCAACAACAAGAUGUUUUAGCCCAUCCGAAUGUGAAGGCUUUCGUUAUGCAGUGCGGUUUGCAAUCUUUGGAAGAAACCUUUUCGAAGAACGUUCCAAUGAUUUGCAUUCCUUUUAUUUCUGAUCAGCUGAUGCAUAUCAAAAGGCUCGUAAAAUAUGAAGCCAGCAUCGGAAUCGACCACAAGAAUACCACCGAUGAGGAAAUCAAGAAUGCAGUCUUGGAAAUUAUCAACAACAAAAAGUACAAAGAGAACGUGAAGAAAAUUAACGACCUUUGGAACGACGAACCAAUCAAACCACUAGACAAAGUGAUGUUCUGGAUGGAAUAUGUGAUACGACACAACGGAACUGCUCAUUUGAGGAGUCCUUAUGCGGACGUACCGUGGUACCAAUUUUUGUUAGUUGACGUUAUCGCUGCCACUUUGUUUGUGGUACUUACGCCAAUUGUGAUAUUGUAUAAAAUUGUUAGUUCAUUGGUUUUGAAGAAGAAGACUGUUAGUUUUAAGACUCACAGUAAGAGUCACAAGAAGAAGCAAUAAAAAAGGCUGACACUUUGUUAUUUGUUAUAUCACAAUGACUGUAUAAAAUAUAUUGUUUUAUGUUAAAUAUUUUAUAACUUU